AUGAGUAAGACUGGUAAGAAUUCAGAGUAUUACAAGCAGGCGUUGGAAGAAUACAAGGAGGUGCAAGAGGACGAAGAUCCAGAUGUAUGGGACACGAGGAUCUCGAAGACCGGAUGCUACGUUGAAAACCUUGCAUUACAGCUGUGCCACGCAGAGACCGGCGACUGGAGGCAGUGCUUCAAUGAGAUGACGUUGUUUAGAAAAUGCUGGGAACAGAACGGCAACAGGGAGCGUGUAAGCACGGUGGACGUGGAUGGGGCGGCCAGUAGCGGUUUGGAAAAACAGCACAAAUGA
This is a messenger RNA of Saccharomyces kudriavzevii IFO 1802, 294 nucleotides long. RefSeq names its product Coa4p (gene COA4). Gene Ontology annotation, biological process: mitochondrial respiratory chain complex IV assembly. Bases 1 to 294 code for a protein of 97 amino acids. Lineage: Eukaryota; Fungi; Ascomycota; Saccharomycetes; Saccharomycetales; Saccharomycetaceae. The record is from RefSeq and is a predicted model, not a curated record. The transcript has a single exon. Gene Ontology annotation, cellular component: mitochondrial intermembrane space.